This is a messenger RNA of Puccinia triticina, 879 nucleotides long. RefSeq lists its product as uncharacterized. The record is from RefSeq and is a predicted model, not a curated record. Lineage: Eukaryota; Fungi; Basidiomycota; Pucciniomycetes; Pucciniales; Pucciniaceae. Bases 1 to 879 code for a protein of 292 amino acids. The transcript is spliced from 5 exons.
AUGAAGUCUUUCUUGAACAAAGCUAUUCGGACGGUGAUCCAGUCCUUCGAUGGACAACUCAACUCCCUUUCCACCGAUGAAUCAACGAUCGAAUAUAUUGUAGAUCUACUCUCAGAUCCAGAAAUCGCAAAGGAAGAGAAGCAAGAAACCAUCCAAGGUAUUUUAGAGCUCCAUUUAGAUCCCUCUUCUCAACAACAACCCGUCGAUGAUCUCCAUCAGUCUACCGGUAGUAGUACUAGUCACCCUUCGAAAACCGAUGACGAUAGGUCUACGCCGAACACCAUUGAGGAAUCAGUGAAGGAUCUGAUAGAACGAGCCGACACGUACUUAUCUACACGGGCAGAAGAGGGCUCAGAAGCGGAAACAACAACAAGUUCAAGGUCGAGUAGCCGUUCGAGGGGGAGCUCAAUAUCAUCAACACGCAAGAGGGAAAUUGAAGAAGAAGAGCGCAUCAAAGCGAUCGAACGCAAGAAGGCGAUCGUGGAUAACUAUGGCAAAGUCGAGGUUGAUCAAGCCAGCAUACUCCAGUCAGAAAAGCCCUCGCAUAAUAACAAAGCUAAAGCCAGUGAUCCCGACGAGAUCGAUCAGGAACGCCUCGACCUACUCGACCAGGAAUUAAAACUCUUGGAUAUGAAAAAACGACAGCGCAAAAAAGUCGAAUCUAAAAAAUAUACAAACCCUGAUGAGAUAUUGUUAAGACCAAACUUGAAUACGAAAAUAGUUGAACACGAAGAGAAAAUAAAGAAACAAGAACUAUCAAUGAAGAGUCGAAUGAAGAUAGAAAAAGACAAGGCAGAUCUGAAUAAGCAAAAAGAAAAUCAGCUGAAGAAAAAGAUGGAAGCCAGGGCCAAAGCUAAAAAGUUGGAAAGGCGUGCCUGA